Pochonia chlamydosporia 170 is the source of this 1830-nucleotide messenger RNA. Its product is annotated as solute carrier family 35 member C2. Gene Ontology annotation, molecular function: antiporter activity. The transcript has 3 exons. The record is from RefSeq and is a predicted model, not a curated record. The coding region runs from base 1 to 1830 and encodes 609 amino acids. Gene Ontology annotation, biological process: UDP-glucose transmembrane transport. Gene Ontology annotation, cellular component: endoplasmic reticulum-Golgi intermediate compartment; Golgi apparatus; cis-Golgi network. Lineage: Eukaryota; Fungi; Ascomycota; Sordariomycetes; Hypocreales; Clavicipitaceae.
AUGCCCCCAGACCCGUCCUCUACCUCCUCCUCCUCUUCCCAUAUCAUCUCCACGUCCUCUCCCGUAGCCGUCGACGACGUCCUGUCAUCACCCAUCGUCCCCAGUGGUGAUUCUCGAUUCGAACUCUCUGGCACCACGGCCGUCGCCCCCGUCGCCUCGGCCGCGGCGAAUUCUGCUACUCACCCCCGAGACGAGGCCGGCUUGGGCUCUGCCGGCAACGACAUCGAGAUGGAGCCAAUUCCGGGCCAUCGGCGGCGGAAGAGCAGUCUCAUGAAUCCUGUUGGCGGCCACAGUCACCCCAGUGUACCUCUCCCUGGGAGACCAAGCUAUUCUCAAAACUCACGUGCCCAAGGCACAGCUGCUUCGUCGAGCUUGGUGGAAGACGCAAAGGAACAUCUUGAUAUUCCUGGCCGAAGUGCUGGAGACUCGGGUGGAUCUAGCAGCAGAGACGACUCGAGCAGAGACAGCUUCAGUGAUGAGGACCUACACGACGACGAAGAGAUGGGGUUGACGAGGAAGGACAAAUCACGGAAGCAAAAGAAGCGCAGGAGAAACACGUUGCUGGACAACCGAAUCGCCCGCGAAAAGAACCUUUCAGACGACGAGCGCAAGGAAGCAGAUCGCAAUGUUGUCAAAAGUCUAUUUGUCAAUGGCGUUUUGAUUCUGCUGUGGUACUUUUUCUCCCUAUCCAUUUCUUUGUAUAACAAAUGGAUGUUCGACAAGGACCGCCUGAAUUUUGCGUUUCCUCUCUUUACUACGUCAACGCACAUGCUUGUGCAGUUUGGCUUGUCAGCCCUAGUUUUAACAUUUGUACCAUCAUUACGACCAAAAGCAGCACACAACUCUGACGGCGGCCGAUCGAGACACGAGACUGAACCUCAGGGCUCCAUCAUGUCCAAAAUGUUUUAUUUUACUCGCAUCGGCCCUUGUGGUGCUGCGACGAGUCUCGACAUUGGAUUGGGCAAUACGUCACUAAAGUUUAUCAGCUUGACAUUUUACACAAUGUGUAAAUCGUCCUCCCUGGCCUUUGUACUCCUCUUCGCCUUCGUCUUUCGUCUCGAAACCCCGACUUGGCGCCUCGUUGCCAUCAUUGCGGCCAUGACGUCCGGUGUCAUCCUCAUGGUAUUUGGAGAGGUCGAAUUCAAGCUUGGCGGCUUUGUUCUCGUCAUCUCGGCUGCCUUCUUUUCCGGCCUGCGCUGGGCUCUUACGCAAAUUCUUCUCCUACGAAACCCCGCCACAUCGAAUCCGUUUUCCAGCAUUUUCUUUCUCUCUCCCGUCAUGUUUGUUGUCCUGUUCUCCCUGGCCAUCCCUGUCGAAGGCUUUGGGCCACUGUGGGAAGGACUCAAGGCUCUCAGCUCCGAAUGGGGAUUCUGGACGCCUCUCUUCCUACUGUUCCCAGGCUGCAUUGCAUUCUUCAUGAUUGCGUCGGAAUUCGCCCUGCUGCAGCGAACGUCCGUCGUCACCUUGUCCAUUGCGGGCAUCUUCAAGGAAGUGGUGACCAUCUCGGCCGCCUCCAUUGUCUUUGACGACAAGCUCACACCUAUUAAUUUUGUCGGUCUUCUCGUGACCAUGGUUGCUAUCGGCGCCUACAACUACGUCAAGAUUACCAAGAUGCGGCAAGAUGCACAAAUCGAGGUCCACGAGCGGCACGCCGGUGCCCACCCUAUAACUCCAGUCAGCCACAGCGCCAGCGCCAGCGACAUGGACAAUGAUGACUCGGCGGGCGAGACGGCGGGUCUGUUGCAACAGAAUGACGACCAGGAGCAGGGAAUCGUCACAGUGGACGGGGAUAUACAGACAAACCUGCCCAAACCAUCAACCUCGCAGUAG